Messenger RNA from Aaosphaeria arxii CBS 175.79, 1806 nucleotides. Its product is annotated as FAD-binding domain-containing protein. Lineage: Eukaryota; Fungi; Ascomycota; Dothideomycetes; Pleosporales. Gene Ontology annotation, molecular function: FAD binding. Bases 220 to 1758 code for a protein of 512 amino acids. The transcript has 4 exons. The record is from RefSeq and is a predicted model, not a curated record.
CAGGAUACUUAGUGCGGAGGAGUAACCCAACGUCGCUUCGAUCCCUUCCCCAAGUGAAUGUGAUGUGGAGAAAGUCUUUUCGUGCAACAUCGGAUUUUUCCGCAUCUUGAGUCAGGUCGGUUGCCUUGUGAAGUAAUAAGUUCUGGCUUUGUCCCUUCACAAGCAUUUAUACUGCAGCUUACAGGGUUUUUCUAAUUCCCAACGGUACGGACCUGAAACAUGCUCGGUGUCAUUCUCCCUGUGAUCCUGGGCCUACCAGCCGCCUUGGCCCAGUAUGAAGCAAUCGACACAUGCUGUCAAGCUCUCCAAGGCGCUGGGCUUCAGAACGUGCUGUUCUCUGGUGAUGCUGCCUACAAAAACCGUACUGAGUCGUACUGGUCAGUAAGUGCUCAGCUCACGCCUCACUGCAUUGUUCAGCCUACCUCUACCGACGACGUAGUAAAAGUAGUGAACAUUUUGGUUGGAGACGGUGCCUGCUCCAGCACCAAGUUUGCUGUUCGUUCCGGUGGACAUACAACAUGGGCUGGUUCCAACAAUAUUGAGGACGGCAUCACAGUCGACCUGGGCCUGAUGACAGAAGUUACCUUCGACAAAAACACAACAGUAGCCUCAAUUGGCCCAGGUUCACGAUGGAACGGCGUGUACGCCGUCCUAGAUCCCUUAGGCUACACCGUCCCAGGCGGUCGUGCCGGUACGGUGGGUGUUGCAGGUUUCUUGACAGGUGGAGGCAAUUCUUUCUAUGCUGCGCGCAAAGGAUUCGCGUGUGAUAAUGUCGUGAACUUUGAGCUCGUGACUGCUGAUGGUAAAGUGGUCAAUGCCAACGCCAAUGAGAAUGCCGAUCUCUUCCAGGCACUCAAGGGCGGUUCGGGCGGCAAUUUUGGCAUUGUCACCCGUUUUGACAUGCAAGCAUUCCUAGCCGGAAACCUCUGGGGCGGAACUGCUACAUACAACAAAUCAGUGACUGCUCAGCAAAUCGACGCCUACGUCAAAUGGACCGAUAAUGUGGAAAACUACCAGGCCGGUAGCUCUAUUAUCUUCUGGAGUUACCUUCCUGUAAUGUCCGACAUCGUGAUUCUAGCUGCAUAUGAGGAUACCGAAGGUGAAGAGGCACCGGCCGGAUUCGAUGAAUUCCUUGCUAUCGACCGCAUCGCGGAUACCCUCCGCCUCGACAGCCACAAGGCGCUCACCGAUGAACUGGAACAGGCUGCUGGCUAUCGCGACAUCUGGUUCACGAUGACCUUUACCAAUGACAAAGAGAUCUUUACAAAGAUUGUAGACCUCAACACAGCCUUUGUAGAAGAAUGGAAGCUCCUAAGCGCGGAUGGCGACUUUAUCACACAGUGCAUGUUUCAAUCGAUUCCCACCAUCUUCUCAAAGCACAGUGUCGAGAGAGGUGGGAAUGUUCUGGGUCUCGAUAAGGUCGACAAGAAUGCAAUCAUGCUCUUAUUCGACAUCGCUGUCAAGACUCCAGAAGAGGAGGCUUUGGCCCGUCCCUUGCUCCGAUCAUACGGAAGGAAGAUGCAAGAGUUCGCUGCUAAGAAGGGAGGCUUAGUCGACUGGCAAUUUUUGAACUACGCAGAUUCCUAUCAGAAUCCGCUUGGUAGCUAUGGUGCAGAGAACGUGGAGAAGAUACGGGCUGCAGCUGCGAAGUUUGACCCACAGGGCAUCUUCCAGACCAAAGCUCCUGGUGGGUUUAAGAUCUCCAAGGUAGAAAACGGAUCCAAGGAAACAUCCGCUCCCAUUGAGAAGGAGCUCUAGUGGCAGCAAUUAGACAUUUAUAUCAUAUUUACAUUAUACGUUAUUGAG